AUGAAGACGGUUCUUGCUGUAGUCCUUUCUUUGACUGUUGCCAUUGGGCUUGUAUCUGUCAUUUACCUCUGUUCACAGAAAAAGGAGAAAAAAAUCAGAAAAACUCAUAUUUUUUUACGUGAUCUUCAAGAUGAUGAAACAGAUUUUACAAGUGCAGAAUCCAAAUGGUUUGAAUUAAGUACUCUCAGGGAUGCCACGGAUAACUUUUCUAACCAAAAUAAACUAGGACAAGGAGGAUUUGGAUCAGUUUAUAAGGGGACUUUGAAAGAUGGACAGGAUAUAGCUGUGAAAAGACUUUCAGCGACCUCAGGUCAGGGCUUGCAGGAGCUAAGGAAUGAGGUUAUCUUUGUCGCUAAGCUUCAACACAGGAAUCUUGUCAGGUUACUGGGCUGCUGUUUGGAUAAUAAUGAGAAACUCCUUGUCUAUGAAUACCUUCCUAAUUCUAGCCUUGAUAAAUUUUUAUUUGAUGAUAAUGGGAGUCAGCAACUAGAUUGGAGCAGCAGGUAUAAGAUCAUUGAAGGCAUUGCCAGAGGAUUACUUUAUCUUCAUGAAGAUUCACGCCUAAGGAUUAUUCACCGGGACUUGAAAGCAAGCAAUAUCUUACUGGAUGAAAACAUGAACCCCAAAAUUUCAGACUUUGGUCUUGCAAAGCAUUUUGGUUUGAACGAAACUCAAGCGAACACAACUAGAAUUGCUGGGACACAUGGGUACAUGGCACCAGAAUAUCUUAUGCGCGGAGAAUUCUCACCAAAAUCAGAUGUUUUUAGCUACGGUGUGCUGGUGUUGGAGAUUGUGACUGGCCAAAAAAACAGAGGCGUUGUGGGAUAUCAACCUGCAUCUGACCUUGUAAACAAUGUGUACAAACACUGGAAUGAAGGGAAAGCAUUAGAACUGAAAGACAAACGAAUCGGAGAGGAAUUCCCUGCCGAACAAGUGCUGAGAUGCAUACACAUUGGGUUGCUUUGCGUUCAGGAAGACCCAACAAAGAGGCCAUGCAUGGCUUUGGCUGUGAACAUGCUCAGCAGCUAUUCCACUUCUCUUCCACCGCCUUUAAUCCCUGGAUUUUUCAGCAAAAGUAGUUGUAUAAUGGAGUCAGAUGAGCACUCUGGUAAUGCAGAUAUCCAGUUGGUGGAAAGAAGAUACAGAAAUGAUUCCUCAAUGCAGCUUGCAAAUCUCACUUGCAUAAAUGAAAUUUCCAUGUCUGAUAUGGAACCUAGAUAAUGGUAAAGGCAUGCCUGAAAUUAUACUUAAAUUAGCUUUUGUUUAUUAUUUUUUGUAUUGAUUCCUUCAGAGUCUGAGGAUAAUCAUAAAUCUAAAGAUAUUAGUUAAUAUUUAACUUGCUUUCUAA
Dioscorea cayenensis subsp. rotundata (Guinea yam) is the source of this 1348-nucleotide messenger RNA. Its product is annotated as cysteine-rich receptor-like protein kinase 10. Lineage: Eukaryota; Viridiplantae; Streptophyta; Magnoliopsida; Dioscoreales; Dioscoreaceae. Gene Ontology annotation, molecular function: ATP binding; protein kinase activity. The record is from RefSeq and is a predicted model, not a curated record. Gene Ontology annotation, biological process: protein phosphorylation.